AUGUUAUCGAAAAAUUUCUUUAGAUUUAUUAAUAAUUCAUGUAAUAGAAAAUAUCAACAAAUAUUCUCUUGUCAUGCUAGUACGACAUCGAAAAUAAAUGGAAGUAAUAAUGAAUUUAAUACUGAACAAAAAGAAAAGAUUAUUCCAAAAGAUGAUCUUUUUUCAUUUAUUGUUCAAUGUAUGAUGAAAGUUGGCACACGUCCAUCACAUGCUGAAGUAUUAGCAGAUAAUUUAACUAUGGCUGAUUAUCGUGGUCAUUAUAGUCAUGGGCUUAAUCGACUUGAUAUGUAUGUUAAUGAUGUCAAAACUGGAACAACAGCAAAAGAUGGAAAUCCAAUAAUUCUUAAAGAAUUACCUGGAACAGCAUUAGUCGAUGGACAAAAUUUAAUAGGACCCUAUGUUGGUAAAUAUUGUAUGAAUAUAGCAAUGGAAAAAGCAAAAAAAGUUGGUAUUGGAUUAGUUUCUGUUCGUCGUUCAAAUCAUUUUGGUAUCGCUGGUUAUUAUUCAUUAAAAGCUGUUGAUAAAGGUCUUAUUGGUUGGGCAUUUACUAAUACAAGUCCACUUGUUGUACCGACACGUUCAAAAGCGCAAUCAUUAGGAACAAAUCCAAUAGCAUUUGGUGCACCUGCUGAAAAUAAUGAUAGUUUUGUACUUGAUAUGGCUACAUCAACUGUCGCAUUAGGCAAAGUUGAAAUAAGUCAAAGACGAGGUGAGGAGAUUCCAAACACAUGGGGUGUUAAUGCACAGGGUAUUCCAGUUACAAAACCACAAGAAAUACAAGGUCUAUUAGCUUUAGGUGGUCCUGAAGAAUCAUCUGGUUAUAAAGGUUAUGGUUUAGCAAUGAUGGUUGAAAUUUUAUGUGGAAUUUUAUCAGGUAGUCAUUUCGGACCAUGGGUUCGUUCAUGGAAAGUAAAUACAACUGAAGCUAAUUUGGGACAAUGUUUUAUUGCUAUUGAUCCAAAUGCAUUUGAAGAUGAAUUUGGAAGUCGUUUACAGAAAUUAAUUAAUUAUUGUCGAGCAUUACCACCUUCAGAAUCUGGUAAACCAGUUCUUAUUGCUGGUGAUCCUGAACGAGUUCAUAUGGCAAAAUGUGAGAAACUUGGUGGUAUUCCGUAUCCUCAAUCACAAAUUGAUUACAUAAAUGAAUUAGCACGUACAUUAAAAGUCGAUGUACCUAAAAUUCAAUAA
This is a messenger RNA of Rotaria sordida, 1188 nucleotides long. Lineage: Eukaryota; Metazoa; Rotifera; Eurotatoria; Philodinida; Philodinidae. The record is from the annotation of a GenBank genome assembly.